Molecule: messenger RNA, 537 nt
Organism: Penaeus vannamei (Pacific white shrimp)
Lineage: Eukaryota; Metazoa; Arthropoda; Malacostraca; Decapoda; Penaeidae
Source: RefSeq, a predicted model, not a curated record
AUGACUCAUCAAUCAAUCACUCACACGCCCACGCCCAUGGAGAGCUUUCCGCCACCAGGGAGGGUUCCGAGGGUGCCGCCUGUCAGAGGUGGAAUCCCCAACCCCUCACCUCGUACCAGCUGCGAAUCAUCUCCAUCUGCUAUUGGCUCGCGGUCCAGGUCCCCCUUAAGGCUCCAGGUCCCCCUUAAGGCUAAAGGCUCGCGGUCCCCCUUAAGGCUCCAGGUCCCCUUAAGGCUCCAGGUCCCCUCCCCCCGGCUCGAGCCCUUCGAGGUCUGUCAGCACGGAACAGCCACGCUCUCCAUUAGCAUAAACACUUCCGUAAUGAAUUUCGGAGUGCCACUGCAAGCUCAGAGGCAGUCAGUGACACCCCCAGCGGCACUGCCAUCACCAUCAGUACCCGCCAUCACCACACCUCCAUCACCAUCAAUACCUGUCACCACCACGCGGCCUCCAUCACCACCAGCACGAAUCACCAUCACCCCUUCUCCAUCACCUCCCUCUCGCCCUCAUUCCCACUGUGCUUUCGCUACUCAUUGA